Messenger RNA from Gekko japonicus, 1034 nucleotides. RefSeq names its product transmembrane protein 178A (gene TMEM178A). Gene Ontology annotation, biological process: regulation of cytosolic calcium ion concentration; negative regulation of osteoclast differentiation. Lineage: Eukaryota; Metazoa; Chordata; Lepidosauria; Squamata; Gekkonidae. Gene Ontology annotation, cellular component: endoplasmic reticulum membrane. The record is from RefSeq and is a predicted model, not a curated record.
UGCGGGGGCUCUGACGGCAGGGGCGUCCGCUGAGAGGGGAGCAGAGCGGACGAAGGGGGCGUCCCCACCCCGAGCCAGCCAUGGGCGGGCGAGCGCUGGUGGGCGCGCUCAGCCUGUGCCUCAGCCUCUGCUCCCUGGCGCUGCUCGUCACAGCCAUUUUCACCGACCACUGGUACGAGACCGACCCCCGGCGCCACCGGGAGAGCUGCGAGCACCGCGCCGGCAGCGCCCACCCGCCCGAGCAACGCCGACGCCUCCUGCCCCUGCCGCACUUGCCCUUGCGAAGCGCCCAGCAGCGGCUCCCUCGCGGCGGCGCCUGGGAAGCGGCGGCGGCAGCGGCAGCGGCGGCGGAGCCUCCCCCGGGCGACGUGCUUCUCUUGGACCACUGGCCAGCCCUCCUGGGGCUCGGGGUGCUGCAGUCCCGGUGUGGCCGUCCGCUCUUCGCCACUUACGCCGGGCUUUGGAGGAAAUGCUACCUGCUGGGCGUCGACAGGGACCUCGAUAGCCUGGUGGAGCGAGGAAUUGCUCAAAGAUGCACAACAAUCAAGUACCACUUCUCUGUGCCAAUACGUUUACAGAACAUCCCAUUCAAUUUAACCAAGACCAUUCAGCAGUUUUUUCAGCAGGAUGAAUGGCAUCUGUUACAUCUAAGAAGAAUCACAGCAGGUUUCCUUGGGAUGGCAGCAGCUGUUCUUCUAUGUGGGUGUAUUGUAACAACAGUCAGUUUCUUUUGGGAAGAGAGCCUCACACAGCACGUUGCUGGGCUUCUUUUCCUCAUGUCAGGCAUCUUUUGCACUAUUUCCCUCUGUACUUAUGCAGCAAGUGUCUCCUAUGAACUAAACCGCCUACCCAAAUUCAUCUACGGUCUUCCUGACGAUGUUGAACAUGGAUACAGCUGGUCUAUAUUCUGUGCUUGGUGCAGUUUAGGACUCAUAGUAGCAUCGGGAUGUCUUUGCACCACUUAUCCCUUCAUUAGCAGGAAAAAGAUUAGCCAUCUAAAGUCAACCAGAGACUCUUCUGUAUGAGUGCUUAUU